AUGAAGCACAAGCUGCGUGGCCAGUUCGGUCUGCCGCUGGCGCUCGAACCGAUGGGGCUCCUCCUUGCGCCCGACCCCGCGGGCCCGUUCUGUUCUUCGCCGACCUGCCCAACUGCGAUCUCUCCGCCACACUUCACAGCGAUCGCCUGUACGAGCUCGUUCUACGCGAAGCACACGAGCGUGUUGUUCUGCAAGUGGGUCAACUCGACCGAGCUGGCGUGUCCACAGGCGCCCCUCACCAGCCCGGGCGCUGUGUCCAUCGUCAUCAAGAUCGGACCCAACAUCAUCAGCCCCGCCAACCUCACCUUCCUCUUCUACCAGCCGCCGCAGCUGCAGAGCCUGGACCCGCCGUCGGGCAGGGUGGCCGGAGGCUACGACGUGCGCAUCUGGGGAUACGACUUCUUCCCAAACCCCGAAGAC
Messenger RNA from Acanthamoeba castellanii str. Neff, 420 nucleotides. RefSeq lists its product as uncharacterized. The transcript has 3 exons. The annotation marks the transcript as partial. Lineage: Eukaryota; Discosea; Longamoebia; Acanthamoebidae. The record is from RefSeq and is a predicted model, not a curated record.